AUGCUCGCCCAAAUUUUAGGCAUCAGCGAUAUGCUUUUGGAAGUUUCUGUUCUCGCUAGCAUGCAGAAACGAAGACGAAGGACUCUACUCCUCCAAAUUGCUAAUUAUAUCCAGUCGCAGCCAAAGUCCACGCGGCGGGUGAAGACCCCAAAGCGUCCUCGAGAAGACGACGAGGCUCCAUCGUCUCAUGCGUCUCCUCAUCGACCACGAACGUCUGCAACCCCAAUCAGCGAGGCUCGGGUUGAGCACUGGACGAAGAACGGAAACUGGCCAACAGAAGAAGAAGAGCAGACAAUGGAUCGGUUUCGGGAUAUCGUUAACGAUGCACUCGCAAGAAAGCGAUCGAGUUCCCUUAACCGCAAACGCUCAAACGCCAGCUUAAAUACAGAAACAGCUCAGGCACAGACUCCAAGCAGCCAACAAUUGCGGGAUCAGAAGAGUGCACCGUAUAAACAUCCGCUGUUUGAAGAUCAAUUAAAGGAGUGUGACAGCUUUAUGGACGAUUGCGACGAAGGCAUCAGCGCUCAAAGCAAAAGGAUUUGUCAAACGCUCUUGAGAGCACCGCAGACACCACCUGAGCAUACUCUCUUCUCUGACGAUAACCUGUUCAAGAAGACGUGCAAAAGGAUCAGAGGCGAGAACGAGACCAAGGUGAUCCGCGAUAUUGCACAGCUCAUUGUUCCUUCCGCUGAGAUACUAGCCGAUAAGGGAGCCAAACACUUAGAAAUCCUUCGAGAGACUACCAAUGCGUGCUGGGUCAACGCCGUCCCCUUUAUCAGACCUCCCGGUUCUCGACCUGCUCCCCGUCCGCAGCCUGACUUUGGCCUUGGAUUUAAGAGAGACGCAUUCAAUCGGGAACAGCUUCAGAAGCUGCGACCUUAUAUCGGCGACCCUCUUGCUGAUUGCUCGUUAAUGGCAGCUACGUAUAAUAUGUAUUUUCCAUUCCUCACCAGCGAGGUCAAGUGUGGAGCAACCGGUCUUGAUAUUGGUGAUCGACAGAACGCCCACAGUCAAUCCGUCAUAUUACGUGGUCUAACUGCACUUUUCCGCCUGGUAGGCCGGGAGAACGAACUGCAUCGGGAAAUUACUGGCUUUUCUAUCUCUCAUAGUGAUGUGGAUGUGAGAAUUUACGGCCAUUACCCUGUCAUUAACAGUAGAGAUAUCAAAUUCUACCGACAUCCAAUUGCCGAAUUCAAUAUCUCGCCAACGGCAGAAGGAGAUCAAAGGUGGAAGGCAUACAAUUUUGUCCGGAAUGUCUACGAUUUGUGGCUCCCAGAGCACUUCAAUCGAGUCUGCUCUGCUAUCGAUAUGUUACCUGCUGACCUAAACUUUGAAGUCUCCGAUCAGUCAGAGCUUCAAUUCCUAGACCAGGAACCGGCUUCAUCACGCUCAGGACUGUCCCAGCAAUUUGAGGAUCAUAAUUUAGCUAAUGAAGGGGUGAUACGGGGCAGCCGGGAACACGCCCAGCAAAUUACACCAGACACAACGAUCCGGUCUGAGCCAAGCAGAUCCAAGAGGAAAAAGUAG
Molecule: messenger RNA, 1527 nt
Organism: Histoplasma capsulatum G186AR
Lineage: Eukaryota; Fungi; Ascomycota; Eurotiomycetes; Onygenales; Ajellomycetaceae
Exons: 3
Coding region: 1-1527 (508 amino acids)
Source: RefSeq, a predicted model, not a curated record